CUGUCUGGUGUUACCGAUGCUGGUUACUGGUGUACCCGGAAAGGAUAUAUCUUGUACCCAUAAAUGGUCAUAUCUAAUCCCGGCGCCGACGACUCUUAAAUUCGCAGGAAAAACCGUAUACCGCGCAUACCCGCCCGACACACCAUAUACCGCACACACCUCACAGUAGCCACACAAAACCACCAACGCUUGUUGACGGGCACAUUGCCUUCAAGGAUAUCAAUCUCCGACAGCCUCCUCCGUAGAUCGCGGCGAAAAACCAACCGCCGUGCCUGGCCCCCGGAGGCAGUUCGUAACCACACACAACACACCUCACCCACGCACCACACGGCGNAUGCUGGGGAAUGGCAAACAUUACAAAGACGCGAAAGCCUUAAGGCUAGAUGUGGCGGCCAUGUUCUCGGCAGCUGGCCGUAGCUUUCAUUCUGGGAAGGGAGGCGGCAGGCAGAAGAAGUACAUCUGCAAUGGCGCCGCAGGAGGAUGCCAGGCGACCGUGCGCGCCUGCAGGCAGAGGUCGGGAGAGUUCAAGGUGACGUUCUUUAUCCCGGAACACAACGAAUGCUCUGGCGGCAAGGUCGGAGCGAAAGCGGCUGCGCUCGAGGGCUUCGCCAGUGCCGCCAUGGCCAGCAACCCGACCAUUAAGGGCACCGACCUCAAGAGGAGCCUGGAGCAGAGCACAGGACUCAGGGUCAGCUACAGCGCGGUGUCACGCCUGAAUGUCGCGGCUACGAGGGCAUCGAAGGAGCAACUGGAGCAUGGGUACCGCAUCAUGGACUCGUACUGCAGGGAGCUGGUGAAGGACUGUCCGGGAUCGGUUGCGGUGGUGGAGAGGGAGACUACCGGCAGGUUCCGCAGUAUUUUCGUCAUGCUCGGGCGUGCUGCUCACGCUGCGGUGCGAAGCCCGAUGCAGGUCGUGGGGAUGGAUGGAGGAUACCUCAAGGGAGAGUGGAACGCGAUGAUGCUGACGCUGGCAUGCAAGGAUGCCAACAAUAAGAACAUCCACGUCGCGACAAUGAUCGGACCCAAGGAGGACACCUCCCUCUACAAGACUUUGCUGCUCAACUGCAAGAAAAAUCCGAAGAUGAGGGACCUGCUGGAAGACUCGAAAACAACCUUCUUCACGGGCCAGCACAAGGGGGCGACCUGUGCGCUGCGGGGCGAGGCCCCGCUGGCGCAGAACCGGUACUGCUUGAGGCACCUCAUACUGAACUUAAAGGAGAAGAUUGGCAGCAAUGCCAACUCAUGGGUAUCCUUCGCCGCCAGUGCUCCCACGAAGAAGCAAUGAGAGGACAUCCUGAAACAGCACGUUCUACCGAGCAAGCCUCGCGCCUAUGUCCAGAUCAUUGACGAUUGGAAUAGGCAUGAGUGGGCUCACUCUGGUGGGCCCCCCGACACCGAACUCCAAGACGUUAUCACGAACAACCUUUAGGAGCAAACCAAUUCGGUGGUUGGUGUCGAGGUUAGGAAGCUACCGCCAUUCGAGAUGAUGAGGAGCAUACUCGCUGAUACCGCCAAGAAGUUCGCCCACCGUGCCACCCUCGGCAAUGGAGCAUGGACUCCCUAUGCUGCCGCGACGUUCGAAGACCAAAGGAAGAAGUCCGCCGGGUGCACGCACGCCGCCGAGAUGCACAUGUAAUGUACUCACAUGCACGCCUUUGCCACGCGACGUUCAUUAUUCCAGGCUCGUCGCCUCCCCCACGGGCAACCAGUUCUACACAGUCGAAAACACCAACCUCGCCACCCUCAACACCCGCGGCAACAGGGUCCUGCUGAGGUGGGGCGAGCCGGUGCAGAAGACGGAGUGGUCCCGCACAUGCGGGUUCCCCGCGAGAUUCCAGAUCCCGUGCUGCGACGUCAUUGCCGUGGCUAGAGCACUCUGUGAGUGUAUUGUUGCGGAAUCGAUCGGAUCACUUGGGUACUUUUCCGCGUGUUCACCCGGCAAACCUGUUUUUGCGCUGCAUGCUUUGCCUCUGUCCGCUUGUCCUUGUGGCGGGUCUUCUGUUUUCUGUGUGUUCAUCUUAGUUGUUUUCUGCGUGUUUUUUUUUUUGUUUAUCUCCUUUGUCCUGUCUUCCCCGGAUAGUGUAUUUUCUCUAUCUUUGUGGAGGGAUGAACUACAAUAUCUGGCCUGUGAUUGUACCUUUUUUUAGGCAGCGUAGCCUGUGACCACGGGAAUCGCUCGGUCAAGUGUUUGAUGACACAAGAAAUAAGCGGUCUACGUUCGCGCACUUCCAGUUGAACGAA
Ectocarpus sp. CCAP 1310/34 is the source of this 2241-nucleotide messenger RNA. The record is from the annotation of a GenBank genome assembly. NCBI's taxonomy places the organism in Eukaryota, Phaeophyceae, Ectocarpales, Ectocarpaceae.